Paramormyrops kingsleyae is the source of this 11571-nucleotide messenger RNA. Its product is annotated as TBC1 domain family member 4-like. The record is from RefSeq and is a predicted model, not a curated record. NCBI's taxonomy places the organism in Eukaryota, Metazoa, Chordata, Actinopteri, Osteoglossiformes, Mormyridae.
CCGGGAGUCCGGAGCCGAACCGGGCGCUGCUCCUUUUAGCGUUUUAUAACAAAGCGGAUCUUGCAGUGUGAACGAGUCCGGACCGCAAAGGACGUAAAUUCAGACGGAUUCACUAAAAUAAGCGCUCUUGCAAACCUAAAUAUAACAGUCCAGGUAGCCGAAACAUUUAUUAGGACAGAUGGCUGUAGGAUGCAAACGGCGCUUGUUAUGUAUUCCAGGGAUAUUUACAUGGGAUGGAAAUAAAUAAUCUAUCUAUUGGACAGCUUUGGUUUUCCAUACGUUUUCUGAAAAUGCAGGCAAAUGACUUUUAUUAGAAAAUAACGGGCACAUUUUAUCUUCUGAAGUUCUUUUAACUGUUUUCUAGCUAAGGGAGUUUGCUUAUUUGACAGUCAUUUCGUUUUGGAAAAUUCAGACCGGGUUUUGUAGUUAACUGGCUGUUUGCACUUGCUGCAAAGCCAACAGACAAAUGCCUUAAUACGAGUAUAUGUGCUGGAACCGACAGGAGAGAUGGAGCCCGCAAAGAACAAGGAGGUCAAAGGGGAUAAUCCCCUGAAAACAGACAAGAGGUUCUUGCUUUGGUAUAUGGGAUGGUCUGCUAUGGACAAACGGACUACGCUGCCUAUGCUUCCGUGGCUUGUUGCGGAGAUCCGGAGGAGAGGCGAGAGGAGCUCCGUGGGUCCGGCUCAGCCCAGGGAAGUGGAGCUGACCGUCGCACCGCCUUUCAUACGAUGCGUCCCGGCCAGAUCCAGCAACGUUUCCGUGUUUAUCUUCGAGCAUAAAGCGCAGUUUGUAUCAAGGUUCAUUCACAACAGCCAAGACCACACGUACUUCGCCUACCUUAUUCGGAGCCAGCCUGACGACCCCGAGUCAGAGAUGGCAUGCCAUGUUUUUAAGGCGUGCCAUCCCAGCCAGGUUCCAGAGGUCAUCAGCAGUAUCAGGCAGGUAUCCAAGGCUGUGCUUAAGGAGGACGCCAAGGCCAAGUGGAAUGGCGAGGAAGCCUUCUACAACUCUCAGAAGUUCGAAGUGCUGUAUCGUGGCAAGGUGACCGUGCCCCACAAGAAGGUGCCCUCCACCCUAAUCGACGACUGCAUCCAUAAGUUCCAGCACAAGGUGGAGCAAAAGGAUGUCGGCCUAACGAAGAGCCAGUGCGACUCUGUGGAUUCCAGCGUCCAGUUCGUUGUGGGAGAUGACGGGGUUGGUAGUGGGGAGGAGGACACAAAGGAGGACAGGCCGACUGAGGAGGGCAUGACGCGCGAGCAGGACCUUCUUGGAAGCCCUAACCUGGGCGGUCUUCAAGAAGCCUUCCCGGAGUGCGUUCUGGAAGACCGGGGGCCAGGUGCACAGAGAGAGUUCCGUGUUAGAUGUAACAGUCUGAAGCCCAAGAUGGGGGGGUCAGAGUCUCCUAUCCGCAGGAGGCACGGUAGCGCGCCUAGUCGGGUGCAGCCUUCUGAUGCACAGAAGAACUGCACCAUGCUCUUCCAGGUUGGACGCUUUGAAGUGAAUCUCAUUAGCCCAGACAGCAAGACUGUAGUGCUUGAAAGGAAUUUCAAAGAAAUUUCUUGCUGCUCACAGGGAAUUAAACAAACGGAUCACUUUGGGUUUGUCUGCCGUGACCUUGGGGAGCGGGAGCCUGGUCCCAGUCAGUACAUAUGCUAUGUGUUCCAAUGUGCCAGUGAAUCUCUGGUGAGUGAAGUGAUGCUGACUCUGAAGCAGGCCUUUUGCACAGCCGCUGCCCUACGGAGCACCAAGACACCGGUGAAGCUGUGUGAAACCUGCCCUAUGCACAGUCUGCACAAGCUCUGCGAGAGAAUCGAAGGUCUUUACCCCCCCAGGGCCAAACUGGCCAUUCAGAGACACCUCUCCCAGCUGACUGAAAAGGAACAAGCUGAUACCUUCGAAAGUGUUCAGAAGAUGAAGCCUGCCACUGAUCAAGAAGAGAAUGAGCUGUUGAUUAUCCAUCUGAGGCAGCUGUAUGAAACUAAACAGAAGGUUCACUUGCAUAUUGGAGAGGCUCCCCAGGAUGACCGAAACAGCCGUGUGUCAGACAACGCCGUGCCUGGUGCUCGCUUCACACUGGACGUGCUGAAGACCAAGGCCCGCAGCUCCCUGACCAGCUCCCUGGAGAAUAUCCUCUCAAGGGGAGCGAGUCGAGUGCGAGGACGCUUAGGAAGCAUCGGCAGCUUCGAGCAUGAUGAUUUCUCCGGCAGUUCCCCUCCUGGAACGCCCUGCCUGACCUCUCCAUCUAAUUUUGAGGAAGACCCAGAUGACCCACAGUUCCGACAGCGGUCCCAGACCUUCGGGCACCUGCCCGGCAAAAAAAGGAUUUCCUUCAGCGAGGGCCACCCUCAUGUCAAGGCGCCGUUCCGCCGGCAGCAGUCUCUGGCCCCUGAGCUUCUCCGGAGCAGUAACACGGAGGGACAGAGGAAGACCUCUGUGGGCUGCAGCAGUGACUCCUUCACUGCUGAUGUUACCCCGGUAACCCUGCGGAACGUCUCCUGGCGCCAGAAGAUCUUCCUCCAGGUCGCCUCACCAAUGAACAAGCCUUCAAUAGGUGCAGACGGCCUGGCUGACAGGGAGCUUCUGCCUCUGUCUCCACAUGCCAUACCUCAGGACCACGACUCCUAUGGCCGCCAGCUGCCCUUUGACCUUAGGCCCUCUGUGGGAGGAGUGCAGCACUCCGCAUCCAAGUACCGGCUCCUGUGGAGGUGGGCCAUCCAUCAACAGGUCCUCCUGCUCCACAUGGAGAAGGAGGACGAGCAUCUGGAAGCCAGCAGAGAUGAGCUGCCAGUUCAGAAUAUGAAGCUCAGCUACGAGGAAGUUGGCCAGUGUCCCGAGGACUUACUGACCCUGUGGGAAACGAAACUGGCUGCUCCCUGUUUAGGCAAAGUCCGGUGGAGCAGGGAGGAAAUCCGAAGUACAGUCAGUCAUGGUGUCCCUAAAAGCCGACGGGGGGAGGUGUGGCGGCUUCUGUCCCAGCAGCACCGACUGGCUCACUGGCUCCCCUGCCGGCAGCAGCCCCCAGAAGCCUCGUACCAGGACCUGCUGAAGCAGCUGACUGUCCAGCAGCACGCCAUACUGGUAGACCUGGGGCGGACCUUCCCCGCCCACCCAUAUUUCUCCGCCCAGCUGGGGGCGGGGCAGCUGUCCCUCUACAAUCUGCUGAAGGCCUACUCCCUGCUGGACGUGGAGGUGGGUUACUGCCAGGGCCUCAGCUUCGUGGCCGGCCUGCUGCUGCUGCACAUGAGCGAGGAGCAGGCCUUCGACAUGCUGCGCUUCCUCAUGUACGGCCUGGGCUUCCGUAGGCAGUACCGGCCUGACAUGGUGUUUCUGCAGAUGCAGAUGUACCAGAUCUCCCGUCUGUUGCACGACUACCUGCGAGACGUCUUCAAUCACCUGGAGUGUCACAAAGUUAACCCCUGCCUGUAUGCCGCCCCCUGGUUUCUCACCAUCUUUGCCUCUCAGUUUCCCCUGGGCUUCGUGGCCCGCAUCUUUGAUGUCCUGUUUGCCCAAGGCCCUGAAGUGGUCUUCAAGGUAGCCUUGUGUCUCCUGCAGAAGCAUGAACGUAACAUAAUCGAGUGUGACAGCUUCGAGACUGUUGUGGAUUACCUUAAAACGACCAUGCCUAACCUUACCAUGACACAGAUGGAGCAAAUUAUUUCUCAGGUUAUGGAAAUUGACAUUUCCAAACAGCUUCAUGCGUAUGAAGUUGAGUACCAAGUGUUCCUGGAAAUGUCAGAGACUUUGACCCUAUCUGAAGACUUUGACCGCCUUGAGAAGCUAGAGAGAACCAACAUUGACCUAAAGAAGCAGAAUUUGGACCUGAUGGUGAAGCUUCAGACUGCCCAUGUCAAGGCCCAGACUUUGGAGGCUAACGUGGAGAAGUUUGUGGCGCAGGAGUCCAAGAUGCAGCAGAUAGUCCGCACUCUGGAACAGGAGAAGGCCUUUUACCAGAGGAGCGUGGAGCGUCUCCGAAGCCGACUGGCCCCAGGGACGGUGCUGGAUGUGGAGCCGAUUGCCAUGUCAUCCGGCCCGAAUGGGCAACUCAAAGCAAGACAAAAAUGACUGUGACUCAGAGGAGCAACUCUUGCAGCACAAAACGGGCGUUAAUUUAGAGUGGAGCACAUUCACAUUCCGGAACCAGAGUAGUUAUAAGUCCAGAUGAUUAACAUGUUGGCCAGCUGCUCUGAUGUGUCAUGGGAGACGUUCUAAUCAUUUGUAGCUGGUGCCGUGUUCUGCUAUGUUCCCCUGGCUGCUCUUUUUCUCCUCCUCCAUUCUUGUUCCUGUUGGGGCCCUGUGCUGGCUUAUGUUAUUCGCUACAAGCCAAAAUAUUUGCAUAUUCUGUAGUCACACCUAUUUUUCUUGAUGGAUAUCCCAGCAUUUUUGGUAGGAUAAUGUAGUUUGGGCUUCUGACAUUUUGUAUUAUAAAUAUAGAGCAAAGUGGUGUGGACCAGGUGAAGUUAAGCAUGAGCCCAGUGCUGUGGAGCUUCAGGACCAGAUCUUUGGCUGCACUCCCAGUGACAUGGCAGGAAGUAGGUUCUCCACCAUGGAAAUGUUCCACCAUAACUGGCUCUUCUCAGCUGCAGCUUGCUGUCCCGGCAUAGGCUGCUGCCUGUUCAUGAGUGAUCAGUCUGCACCUUCAUUGAAAAUACUUGAAAACUAGAUGAAUGUAUUUGCUGUGCAAAGGGAAGUGCAUUAUAUGACAAGAGAAAUCAUUUUUAAGAAUGAUAAAAUGUAUUAAUCCUAGCUGUAGAACUUUGAACCAAAUUUUACCUCCCGUCUGACUGAAGUAGCAAAGCUGUUUGCCCAAAGUCUGUCUAGACUGUUUACCGGAUGGUUUCCUGUGUGAGAAACCACGGUGCCCAUAAGGUGUGAAAUCUGCUACACACUUUGCAUUAACUUUGGGCUGAAAAAUGGUCCCACGUUAGCAUAGCCUGAAUUCUUACGAUUGUAUCCAUUUGCAGUAGUAAGGAGACUGUAGCACUUGUGUGAUUUUUAAUUUUUUUCCAGUGUCUUUGAGUUAAAAAAAUCUCUGCUGUUCAUGCACGUGAACCUAGAAUUUUGAUGUUUGCACACAGCAUAGGCACAUGCAGUAUGUGUGAGUAAACAGUAUACCGCAUCUGUGUGGUCAUAUUGGACAAAGUGAUACUGAGGCGAAUGAUCUUUGCUGUGAGUGGAGUUUCAUGUCAUGUCAGAGAAGAUUUCUCAGUGUUGUGUGCUUCUUCUCAUAUUGUCUUUCACGUGAAAGAGAUGGGUCAUCUCUAGAAAAUAGUAAAACCGCGAACCAGUAUAUCACAUGCAUGUGCAGAAGCUGCUUAUACACACAGAGAAGAAAACAUUUAUCAUAAUGACUCUAACUUACUACGCUUAAAAGCAAAACUUAAUAGCAUUCUUCGAAGUAUGGGUAGUUAUUUUUUUUUGGAUUUUCAGAAUGAUUUUUUUCUUGGCUUUCAUAACCAACUGAUCUUAUUACUGGCAGUCUAUGCAGAUAAUAUGAUUUUUUUCGAGAAAUCUACAUUAGAUAAAACUUUAAGUAUGCUGUGGAGUGGUUUGUUUUGUAAACUGCAAACCGUAUGUGUUGUGGUUUAUGUAUGAUAGAUCUAUAUGUUUUAGAUUUUUUUGAAAAAAAAAAAAUUGUACAGUCCUUAGUUUAGUCACUCAAUUGGUUCUUAAUCUGUACAGCUGUUAUAUAAACAGGUCAUCAUCUGUUAACAAAAGAAGAUUGCCGUUGCUUGCGUUUGUUUUCAUUCUCAAGCUUUUAACUACAGCAGCAGAUCUCAUUCCUCAAAGCUCUGAAUAUAGGUUCCACCUCCAUGUGUAUCUGCACUGGUGAGAAAAAUGACUGAUCUUCUGCUUUGAGACAAGUGCUGGUUUCUUUUAAUUUCCUAAUGAAUGAAGGCAUGCAAUGUGGCAGCUGUAAAUGUAAACUGUGAGCAAGAGUAAUAGCAGACUGUCUGAAAGGUGUUGUAAGGUGGGAAUUUUUUUAAAAUUCAGAAAACUGCGGCGUAUAUGUGUGGACAGAACUGUGAUCUGCACUUGCAAACAAGACAUCGAUGAGAAACCAUGCAAAUGGCUGUUUGCAGGAAUAAGUAAGGACAGAGUGCACUGCUGCAUUUCUCAAACUAGAGGUCUAUUUGAAUGCAAUUUAGAGCAGUUUAGAAUCUGAGAAGUAGCUGCUUCAUUUUGCAUUAUUAUUGUUUGAGAUGCACCAAUGAAGCCUUGGAAUUAGUGAGCUGUCUUACCGCCUUUGCUGUAAAAAUUACUUUUAAAUGACAGAAAAUAGUAAGAAUAAUCUUUUAGUCCACAGUAAUACGAUGCUGCCACCCCCACAGUGCGGGACUGACCUUCUUUCCAUCGUUUAGGGACUGGCAGAGUAACGGUUAAACCGAAUGAGGUGAGAGUGUUUGGGGACGGGGGCCCAUGACCUGCCGCUCUUCUGGCUUUUAGUCAUAACCCUCCAUGUUGCUGCGUUUGUUCCAGCAAACUCUCCACUGUCCACUGUCACUUAAACGGAAAAUCCUGCCAUUUUGACCAGUUCCUUUUAACCACCUUCUUUAGCUCAUUUGUUUACCUCAAUUUUUAGUGAUUUAUUGGCAGAAAUGUAUUCCUAAAUGUGGAAAUAUUUACGCAGCGUAGUCUGGGGCCUGGAUCACGAAAUGAGAUUUGUUGGUUUAGCUAAAUGACUUGUUGGGUUUAAGGUCCCCCAGUUCAAAUGGACCAUAUCUUCAUUCGCUGACAUUUAGCCCAGACUAUCUUAAAUCCAACAAGAUCUUGCAAACCCAAAAAUCCAGCCUGGUGAUCUCUUAGAAAAACAUCGGAGCCAUCAGCGGAAGCACUGUGUGAAAUCGGACUGCAAAUCGAGGUCAAUGCUUAAGCCCUCAUUGGCUGGAAGAACCUGCAGAGGACAUUUGAGUCUCACCCUGAACAUGGGCUUUCCAGAUAACAGUAAGACGUUGCAUGGUCUUUGGCGAGUGAACAGAAUGGAAGAUCUAAAGAACUAAAGUGCAGUGAUGUGGAGGGUCCUGGAAGGUGUUCUUAUUUUAGUCUUUGAAAGGGAAAAUAUCUAUAGAAGCACAAUGUUUCCUUGAAUUAGUACAAGUUCUGCUUGUUAUUAAUACAAGGAGGUGAUGGAGAACAAGGUACUGUAGUUGUUUGCAUCAGUCAUGUUGCAAGCUCUCUGCUGUGGAAGUAAUUCCUUUCAGCAGCUCACAGUUUGCAAUAUGCAGUGUUUGCAGUAUGAGGAAGUCCAGUGAUUGGGCCCCAGUGAGCGUACAGCUCUAGCAGCUGCACAGCUGAUGCUCUCAUGGAGACUGGCUGCUUACACAUUAGCUUGGCUGCUUCUCUCUGGCCAUUACUGCCCCUCCUGGUGUUUCGCUGCUUACAUAUACAUUGUGUUGUAUUUGUUAGUUGAGCAUCUUUCCAUUGCUGAAAUCAUGGCCAUUUCCAGUAUGAAGUAUAUGUAAUAUAAAAAUGUUAUGGUGUUUACUGGUGUGGCUAAAGGAAUUACAGAAAAAACACAUCUUAACUAGAUGCCAGUGGUUGCAGUGCUGACUGAUUUGAGUGCAGAAAGGGUCCAGUGUUGGAGAUGUCACUGAUGAGUGUCAGGGGUUAAAUUGCCCACUUUUCAUCUAAAUAGUCAAAAGAAAACAACAGACUUCAGUGACCGUAAAGGCUAUUUACACAUGCUGAUGUAACACGUUAGUCAGCAAAACCACAGGACAGAAAUUGGAAAAAGCAAAACUUUUGAAGAAAUAUGUUACAUGUGAAUAUGUAAGAGGCGAUAUGAGUUUCACGCGUAUCAUAGUGAGUGGAAGAGCGAUUGAGAUCACGUAUGUGAGAUCUGCAUGGUGGCCCUUUUAAUGAGCACAUCUUCCAGCUCAACUGGAACCACAGAGACUGUUAGCCUAACAGCUCAGUGGGCUGUGGAAGCUGAAUGGAGCCUUUCAGUUCUGCUGCUCGUCUCCCUGGGGGUGAGAGACCGGUUGCCAUGGUUAUCCCGGAUUCCUGCAGCUAAUGGGUGGGAGUUGUGUAGCUCUGGCAACCUGUUCUGUCUGGGGCGGAAUAUGAAGAGUGCUGGGUGUGCGGUGGCUGUGUUCUGGGACACCGGAGGUCACACACAUCGCCUGGCCGCCUUCCUUUUCUAGCCCUUUAUUUUCUGUCUGCCAGCAGCUGCUAAUAUGAUCUGGUGGUUUGGCACAAGAGAAUUGCGGUAAUUGGAUUAUACUUUACCAACCGUUUGGUAAUCUCACCACCAACAGUGACCACAUUGCUAGUAAGAGCCUUUACUACAUGCCUAUAAUUGGAUGAUUUUAGAACAGAUUUCCUGUCAGCCCAACCUUGCCUUUGCUUGUUUCUCCUUUAGUACCUUUGGAAAUAUUUGCCUUCCUGUGGACCAUUUUUUCAUCUGUACAACAAUUUAAGAUAUGAAUAUUAAUGAAUAUUAGGGCAAUUUAUAGAAAUCCACUGUAUUGAAACCAUGCCGUUUACGGUACCGAUUCUUCUGGGCCAUGUGUUGCUGAAUAAUCACAAUCAGAAUUUAAUGGGCGGUUAAUACUUCUUUAACUGGUCUUCUCUGUCUUUCCAGUCCUUUCUAUUAUAGAUAUAUUUAUGAUCUGUCAUGUCCUUUCAGUUUUCCCACAGUAAAUCUUUCUGUAAUUGUUUGUAAACAGCUAAGUCUAUACUGUAUAUGCUGAAUCCCAGCAUAUUCCUUAUAGGAACGACUGCAAGAUUUCGUUCUGAACAGUGCUCAGAAAGCAAGAGCUUCUGGUUAAUUCUGUCAGUGAUUAGGAUGAAGGAAAUAAUGAUACAUAUUUGAAAGCCCAGCCGAGCGAGCGGUGAUUAGUAGCCUUGUAUAAUGUCUGCAAUAUGUCUGUUACUAAGAGUUUAGAAAUCUUCUAACCCUCUACAGCUGCAGUGUUGAAAUAAGCAUUUGUUGGCUUCAGGGGGAAUUUGGUAACAUUGUAAUGUGUUUGCAGAAUCUACAAGUUUAAAGUAUACAAAUUAUCGUUGUGAUGUUUGUGAUGGGGAGAGACGAGGACUUGGUAGUUGAUGCCCUGGAUAUCAGAUGGAGAGAUUAUGGCUUCCAGGAAUAUAUACAGUAUAUCAAGUAUAAAACCUUAAGCUAUUUGAAUAAUAUGCAAAUUAAUGGUAAAAUAGCUAAUAACUUUAGAUGAGCAGAAUUGAAAAGUCACAGAACUGGCUUUGUCCAAGCAACACAGAUGUUUAACUUUUGUGGUACAGAGCUUGAUGUCAUUCUUGGAGCUUGAGUUGGAGAAUCCUUGGAGGAAUUCAUUUUCCGCAACUUUCUGGACGACUUAGUACAUUCUGCUAUGUAUAUUUAUGAAUUUUACAAUACAUUACAGAAGACAUGUUUUCAGGCUCACCUACGAGUGCAGUAACAAGGGCUUCCCAGUACUCCUACUUUACAGCAGGUUGGCAUUGCACUUGUGAAGGACUGUGCUAAAGUCCAACAGAUUACGAGUCUCUCGAAACACCAGGCUGCCUUAAGGACAGUGGAGUCCAAACUGUAAUCCCUAUAUACCCUUUACAACAAAGUACUGUCCACACCUUUCCAUUCAAAUAUUUAUAUAAAUACAUGUUGUACAUUAAUGAUUAGUGCCAUUUUUUGGGGGGAGGGAUUUUCCAUACAAAUGCCUGUUUCAGUCUUAAUACUCUGCCACUGAUGCCGAUUUCUUGCCUUUCAUUUAAGAUCAAUACUGAGUCACAGCUGUGUUUGUCCGAAUAUCGCUUUCAGUGACUUGACCACAGCAAUGUCUACAUCCAUUAGAUGAUGUCCACACCAUUUGUACCUAAAGACAAUAUGUUUUUCAAGUACUAGGCUCUUGUUGCUUUUCAUGGAAAUGCUGAAAUAAAGAAUGGUUUACAGACCAGCAAAACCACUUAGUGACCACCAAUGACCAUCAUGAGCUUUUUAAAUGAAUUACAUAUAAAUCACUUCACAGCAAGAAGUGUUUCUGAUCCCAAUAACAGCGAGAUUGGGAGACUGAGAGUGUUGGCUUGUACCUGUUAAGUAUGUGAGAUUAUUCCUGUUUCUAAGUUUGUGGCAAAGUAAUAACCCAUAAACCGUGGAUCUAAGCAAACAUCUGCUUUGCAGUGUUGACGGGACACUCCUUGAGCAAAUCAGACUUCGCAGAAAAGCCCUGCCCUUUGUUACAUAACCAAUUUCCAGCCAAACUUGAUGUAAUUAAACAAACAUGUCACAGUGCAGCCCAUUCUCAAUGGCCAAAAUCUGAAAUUGUUAAUCACAUUUGACUGUCGUGUAGCCCGUACUAUUGUUAUACCAGCCUGGUCCUCUCAGUCUCCUGGAUCAUAGAUUAUCUGUCCAAAAGACGAGAGUUUGUUAGGCGACACGGAGCAGGGGUGUUACUAGAAAUUUUGGACCCCCUGAGAAAUUUUGUAUAUAAUUUUGUAUGUUCAAGGACCCCUGUUAAGUGUUGGGCCCUCUGAAUCUGCCAGGGUGUUGGUGCCCCAUCCAUGCCCCGCCAAUCCCCGGACGGUGAGACACCUCUGGGAACUGUCCUGUAUCCCUGCCUGUGCACCCAUUUACACAACAGGUUUCCACUACAACACCAGCUCAUACCAGCAGAAGAAGGCUGCCUGGAUACUGGAGCAGGAUAUAGGAGGCUAGGAGAGUCCUUUGCCAUAUGGCGCUGGGAGAACCAACUGCAGCUCAGCAUCGGCACGUCAAAGGAGGCAGUGGUGGAUCUCAGGCGUGCCAAGGGGCCCUUGAGAUCAGUCACCACCCAGGGGGAGGAAGUGGAGGUGGUACUGGGCUGUAAGGCCUGGAAGGAUCCAUUUGACCAGCAGACUGGGCAGGGUGAGCAACUUAACGGCAUUGGACAAGAAAGGCCGGAGCCGACUCUAAUAUUUGAGUAGGCUCAGGUCUUUUGAAGUUUGAGGAUGUUCUAGCAGUCCAUAGUGACUAGUGUACACUACACUUGUUUUUCAAGUGAAGCAAAAUAAGUUCAUGAAAAACUCAUUGGGAAAUCCAGCUUCAUCACAGAACUGACCCUAGACCCUCUGGAGGCGAAACUGGAGAAUUUCACAAAUAGUUCUGUCCAUCCCUUCCACGGGGUGCUCUCUUGGAGCACCUUUUAAGUGUGCUUUUUUUGCACCAUUGUCAGUUAAGAAGCAGUACUGGGGCUUGGUUGAACCCGCCGGCAUAAAGCACUACAAUGCCUUCCCCUGACAUACUUGCCCGUGCUCCAACCAUACAACAUGUCAGGACAACAUUUAAAAAUGGGUCAUGACGCCCUACAGUAUAUAACUAUGAAUGGUUAUGUGCAUUCAUGUGUAUGCUUUGGUGAUUCAUUUCCUAUCUAUUCAUUUUCGCACAACUUUGUUUGCACUGUGUAUUGUCUUCUCACUGUGUAUUGAGUUUUUCACUGUUAUGUUUCUUUCAGUGCACUUUAUAAUCCUUUGCUGCUCUGUGCAACUGAAUUUACCAUCCAUCCGUCAUCCAUCCAUCCAUCCCUUGCAAAUCAUGUUUGCAAUCUAAGAAAAAGCUUUGAAUGUAAGUCUGUAUAGUAAAAUAUAAACUGCAUUGUCUUGUGA